AAAGUACAAGAAAAUCAAGACAGAUUCAAAGAUGGAAGCAAUGUACCAGUACUAUGUCAUGAAGAGGUACAAGAUGGAGAAGAUGAAGAGAGGGGAAAUUGAGCCUCCUUUCAUUAGGAUUGGUGAUUUCCACAUUACCUACCCCAACUUCCAGAAGUCGUUGAAGCCACGUGCUCAGAUUUGCAACGAAGUCAUGUCUUUAUUCAUCGAAACCUUCAACAUUGAACAGUUGUCGUCUUCAAAGAAGCAGAAGAAAUUUGCUUUCUCUGUUUUAAUGAGUCUUCAACUCUCUGUCCACCCAGAAGUUUUUGAUCCGAGUGUUUGUGCAAGAGAGCUGAGGAAGGCGUGCCAAAAUUUUCAGAUUUCAGGUUUCGACCUACUUUUCUUCACCAUCGUCCGUGAUGGCCACUGGAUUGUCUGUGUGGUUAACCUCUUGCACAAGGAGUUCAAUAUGUUUGACUCUUUGGAUGACGGGAAAUUGGACGUUGCUGCAAGGAAUCUGUUUAUCAAUUUCAAGAGGAUUGCUACCGAAGAGUCGGAUUUCACAGCGGAUCUAUCUUCUUUCAAAACAGACUGGCCUGUGCUUGACUACCCACAACAAUCAACUCACUUUGAUUGUGGAUUGUUUUCAACAAUGUACCUUGAAAAUUUUGAUGGCCAAAUGAUGAAUGAUUUCAAGAAGCAAAAUAUGCUUGAUGUGCGGAAGACCAUUGCUUCGAAGUUGUUUUUCCAUCCUUUGAACAAGGUUUUCCCUGCUGAUGUGCAUAAGGCGAUCAUAGCGGCUUGAAGGAAGUGACCACAUUGCAUUGUAGAAGGCGUUUGCAGCGGCCUUGAAGAUGCAACUUUGCAAUUUUGGGUAAUUCAUUUCGCUAGUAGUGCAUCUCUGUUAUCUUUGUGUGCCAAAUGAGACUCCAUGUAAUGAAACCAGAUGUUGGGCUCUUUUGGAUGGCUGGAAUAAUUAUCAGUAGUUUGUAGUAAGGAAACAUAUUUUUUUUGUUUCGAGAUUUGAUGGAAGCUAUAACUAUGUGGUGAAUUUGUAAGCAA
Triticum aestivum (bread wheat) is the source of this 1044-nucleotide messenger RNA. RefSeq lists its product as uncharacterized. Gene Ontology annotation, biological process: proteolysis. The record is from RefSeq and is a predicted model, not a curated record. The transcript has 7 exons. The coding region runs from base 32 to 787 and encodes 251 amino acids. Gene Ontology annotation, molecular function: cysteine-type peptidase activity. NCBI's taxonomy places the organism in Eukaryota, Viridiplantae, Streptophyta, Magnoliopsida, Poales, Poaceae.